UCGGGCCCAGGUGGUCAUGUUGCCCAGGCCGGACAAGCGUCCCGAAAGCCCGGGGAGGGACUAAGAGACAAUCCUCCCACGCGCUUUCUCCCACCCUCGGGCCACUGAGACGGAGGGACAGAGGGCCACCCCCGCGCGGCCGAGGCCCCGCCUCCCGCUCGCCCGCCCGCGCCUCCAGCGGAAGCCGGAAGCAAAAGCGGGUCCUGCUAGCCCCGCAGCUCCGAACUCGGUGGUCCUGGAAGCUCCGCUGGAUGGGGGAGAAGAUGGCGGAAGAGGAGAGGUUCCCCAAUACAACUCAUGAGGGUUUCAAUGUCACCCUCCACGCCACCCUGGUUGUCACGACGAAACUGGUGCUCCCGACUCCUGGCAAGCCCAUCCUCCCCGUGCAGACAGGGGAGCAGGCCCAGCAAGAGGAGCAGUCCAGCGGCAUGACCAUUUUCUUCAGCCUCCUUGUCCUAGCUAUCUGCAUCAUAUUGGUGCAUUUACUGAUCCGAUACAGAUUACAUUUCUUGCCAGAGAGUGUUGCUGUUGUUUCUUUAGGUAUUCUCAUGGGAGCAGUUAUAAAAAUUAUAGAGUUUAAAAAACUGGCGAAUUGGAAGGAAGAAGAAAUGUUUCGUCCAAACAUGUUUUUCCUCCUCCUGCUUCCCCCUAUUAUCUUUGAGUCUGGAUAUUCAUUACACAAGGGUAACUUCUUUCAAAAUAUUGGUUCCAUCACCCUGUUUGCUGUUUUUGGGACGGCAAUAUCUGCUUUUGUAGUAGGUGGAGGAAUUUAUUUUCUGGGUCAGGGAUUUUUUUGUGUCUGUGUGUUUGUGUGUUUUAUUUUACAGGCUGAUGUAAUCUCUAAACUCAACAUGACAGACAGUUUUGCGUUUGGCUCCCUAAUAUCUGCUGUUGAUCCAGUGGCCACUAUUGCUAUUUUCAAUGCACUUCAUGUGGACCCCGUGCUCAACAUGCUGGUCUUUGGAGAAAGUAUUCUCAACGAUGCAGUCUCCAUUGUUCUGACCAACACAGCUGAAGGUUUAACAAGAAAAAAUAUGUCAGAUGUCAGUGGGUGGCAAACAUUUUUACAAGCCCUUGACUACUUCCUCAAAAUGUUCUUUGGCUCUGCAGCGCUCGGCACUCUCACUGGCUUAAUUUCUGCAUUAGUGCUGAAGCAUAUUGACUUGAGGAAAACACCUUCCUUGGAGUUUGGCAUGAUGAUCAUUUUUGCUUAUCUGCCUUAUGGGCUUGCAGAAGGAAUCUCACUCUCAGGCAUCAUGGCCAUCCUGUUCUCAGGCAUCGUGAUGUCCCACUACACGCACCAUAACCUCUCCCCAGUCACCCAGAUCCUCAUGCAGCAGACCCUCCGCACCGUGGCCUUCUUGUGUGAAACAUGUGUGUUUGCAUUUCUUGGCCUGUCCAUUUUUAGUUUUCCUCACAAGUUUGAAAUUUCCUUUGUCAUCUGGUGCAUAGUGCUUGUACUAUUUGGCAGAGCAGUAAACAUUUUCCCUCUUUCCUACCUCCUGAAUUUCUUCCGGGAUCAUAAAAUCACACCGAAGAUGAUGUUCAUCAUGUGGUUUAGUGGCUUGCGGGGGGCCAUCCCCUACGCCCUGAGCCUGCACCUGGACCUGGAGCCCAUGGAGAAGCGGCAGCUCAUCGGCACCACCACCAUCGUCAUUGUGCUCUUCACCAUCCUGCUGCUGGGCGGCAGCACCAUGCCCCUUAUUCGCCUCAUGGACAUCGAGGAUGCCAAGGCACGCCGCAGGAACAAGAAGGACGUCAACCUCAGCAAGACGGAGAAGAUGGGCAACACUGUGGAGUCGGAGCACCUGUCGGAGCUCACGGAGGAGGAGUACGAGGCCCACUACAUCAGGCGGCAGGACCUCAAAGGCUUCAUGUGGCUGGACGCCAAGUACCUGAACCCCUUCUUCACUCGGAGGCUGACGCAGGAGGACCUGCACCACGGGCGCAUCCAGAUGAAAACUCUCACCAACAAGUGGUACGAGGAGGUACGCCAGGGCCCCUCCGGCUCCGAGGACGACGAGCAGGAGCUGCUGUGACGCCAGGUGCCAAGGCUUCAGGCAGGCAGGCCCAGGAUGGGCGUUUGCUGCCCACACACACUCAGCGGGGGCCUCGAAGAGGUGCGUGCAUCCAGCAGCCCCUUCAGGACUCCGGACACAGAGGGCGGGGUGAGGUACUGGCUGCAGAGUCACCUUAGACCAGAACUUGCCAGGCCUCUGGAGCCAGGUGACUUGUUGGGAAACUGUCAUCUCCCCACUCCUCCCUGACCCAGCCUCUGCUCAGUGUGGCUCGUCGGCCCACAGAGGGGAGGAGCACGGGACCAGGUGCCAGUCGUCUGUGAAGCUGGGGCACCUACCCCGCCAUCUGGAGGACCCCUGUGGCCCCCUGCCUAGAGCACCAUCUACAGCGGUGCCAUUCCCCAGCCACUGCCUUUAUCCUGCCCCCACCGGACUGGCAGAGCCGGGGUCAGCCACCUGCCUUUGAGUCAUCCAGAUGCCUCCGCAGCCACAAUUCUGACCUAAGUGGCAGAGCCUAGAAAUCUUGAAAACCUCCCGCUGCCCUUUGUGAUACUUCUUGUGCUCCCUCAGACAGAGGGAGAGAAACGGAAUGUCCUUUUCCCUUUACCUGAUUGGCACUUCACAGCCUGUCUCCCUGGACAGCAGGCAGCGGCUGCCCUUCUCUGGGCAUCUUCUGAAUGUUUACACUGGUACCUUCUGGUAUCUUCUUUAGAGCCCCCUGCAAGCUGCAACCCAAGGCUUUUAUCUUGCAGGGUCAGAGCGCCCUCUAGAGGGAAAAGCUAGAGGCACAGGGUUUCUGCCGGCCCACAACUGCUGUCUUAAUUAGGUUUAAAUUCAUGCAUUUUACAGCAAAGUGCUGAGAGCCUCAUAGUCACCUCCUGCCAUCUGAUCUCCCUCCCCACCAUUCCCAUACUCAGUUGUUCUUUUGUCUAACCGGAGGCCACUGUGCCAAGGCCCUGCGGUGUCUGCUCACUGCUGCCAUCUUCGCUGCUAAUCAGGGUUCCAUCCUCUUUCCCCUCUCCCAGUUCCCUACCACAUUGGAUCCCAUUUGUCACCCAUGCUAGGGUCCCCAAAGCACUGGGGCAGGGGCCAGAGCAGCAGCACCCAGUGCUCCCCCUUCCCACCCCGACGUGGAGUCAGAAGCAGAUGCUCCACGCACACACACCCCAGCCCUGUCCCAGGGGCCCGGCCCCCUCAGCCAUCUCAGGGUGAGGAGCUGUCAGUCAUGUCCAGAUGGAAUGGAGUCACUGACUCGCAUCCUCUCCUCACCUCCCCUUUGACAAGCCUCAAACUGCUCAGCUCAUCGAAGGGCCAUUGCCAACUUCCGUAUGUGGUUCUGGGUCCCAGGGAGCCUUGGAACCUGGCUCCCUGGGGUGGUUUAAUUCACCAUGUGUAUUCCUGCUUCUCUGGGGACACAGUGGGCCAGCAUGAGCCCUGGGCUGGAGCAAACGCAUCUCUAUCUCUUCCACCUCAGACGGUGUGGCUCCGGAGGGACUGACCUCAGGACCCGUGCCAGGAACAAGAGGCCAGGCCCAAUCCUGCCACCUCGCCUUUCCCCUGAAGUGAGAGCAGGCCAGCCGGGCAGGAAGCACGCUGUUUACUUUUUGCAUGAAAAGUAAAGUUGUACUUGAUAGAGCUAAAAUGUGAUCUUUUUAAAUCUCUCAACCCCAUAAUUUGAGCCAUUGCCUUGCUUAAUUUUGGUCUCCACCAUUUCCUUUUAGUGGAGAAGAGAGGAAGUCAGAGGGUGGGGACCUGUGCCUGCCCCCGGGCGAGUGGGGGCACUGAGACCAGAUUGUUCUUGCGCCCCUGCCAGAACUCACUCUCCCCUGAAGUUUAGGGUCCCAUCUCCCAGAUGUAAGUUGGUUUGCAAACUCAGUUGUUUGCCAGGAUUUCUUUCUUUCCUAGUCUUAAAUUCACAGAUAAAGCAAUGAAAAGAGUCAGAUCCCAUUUCCGUCUGCCCCCUCACCGCCAGGUCUGAUAGCCCCAGCCACGCCACACCUGGCCUCACGCUUUCAGCUGAGACCUGAAAAGGAUGCUGUGGCGGAAGAGCAUGUGGGGCUUGGUGGGGGGCCCUAGCAUUUGUGGGGGGCAGAGGGGGUGGCGGGACCUUUCCCAGGAGGUACCAGCACCUGCCUUGAUCUCCUGUGAGCCUCCUCUGCCCCUGGGUGGCCAGGUGAGGUCAGCAGCCCGGGAGAGUGCCCCCAAGAGAUGAGGGCAGCCUGUGUUCCUCGGCAGUCUUGACUCGCCUUGGUAACAAAAGGCCAUAGAAGUCUGUUUUUCUGGGUCAGUUUUUUUCAAAUGUCUUUGCCUGAGAAUAACAAAUUGCUGCUGUCUACCUUUAGCACACCCGAUAAUUCUAUUUGGGGCAGUGAAUGCACAGAAGAUAUAAAAAUAUGCAGCUUAACUAUAUCUUCUUGCGUGCGUAUUUAUUUUCUUCUGGGUCUAGGCCAUGGGACAGGAGAACUGUGGUGUGUAGGAGGAAUACUUCAGGGUGAGUGAAGGCUGGAGCCAGGGAGCGCUGGGGGAAACCAGCCUUUAGCCAGCAGUCCCUCCACCACAGGCGCUGCCGUGUGGAAACAGUUCUUGGAAUAAAUCCCAUGCUUUCUGCAGCCUGUAGUUGUUAUGACCCCUCGGAACAACCACCCCGUGACUUGUGCAAGGUCUCGCAGGGAAAGGGGCUGGCUUCUAGGUUCCUGAGAUAAGUUUGCUGGGGGCUGGGCCAGGGCCAGGCUAAGUGUGGCUCAGUUCCAUCAUCUAGAGCUCAGACACUCUGCCCAGAGGCAGAGCUGAAGCCCUGUCGGCCCCUACCCUAAGCCAGCCACCCCUCUUCACAGUGGGUGGACUGGGCUGGGCCAGCCGGGCUGGCUGGCUGGCAUGAGGCCAAAGGGCAGGCCUGAGUGCCAGAGUCACCCAGAUUAGCCCACAGGAUUCCUUUGUGUGCCAUGGAAUGCCAAAAGAUGGGUGACUGGGGACCCUUCUUAAAACCCUUGGCAAGGGUGCCAUCGGCACUGCUUGGCCUCAUGAAGUCUCGGGUCUGUGUUCCCACGGGGCACACAUGCUUACAGAGUCCUCAGCAGGUGGCCGAGGCCAGGCCUCUUCUGCUGAGGAGGGUGCAGGCUGGGGUGUGGGUGUGGCCUGGGGUGGCUCAGGGCUGGAACUGCUGCCUGAUUCCUGUGUGGGGAGAAGCUCAGUGGCCCUUGGCUGCCACUGACAAGGAUUUCACAUGCAGAAGAGAAAGGUCCCCUCUGCCCCCCCCCGAUUCCCUGCCGAGUGAGUGCCAGUGUGUGCUGCCCUUGCUGGGGGCAGGUAGGAAACCCUGAGCUUCCUGAUGCAGAGUCAUGAAGCAGUGUCCUUGGGAAGGCAUCUUCAGAGCUCCGGGCCCUCCGCCUAACGCCCUCCGUCUCAGUCAGAUAAAGGCUUCAAGAGAAUGAAGAGCCAGCCCCUUUCCAUUUAGGCUCCUGCCAUUUCCCAGACAGUUCUCCAACAGUUAGACAUCGAGGGGCUUCACUCUUAGCAGGCAUGUAACAGAAGGAGGAAGACUAAUACACACCCCUGCCCCGUCCCAUCCCCCUCCCCCGAGCCAUUUUCUUGCUGUGCUCUCUGGUGCCCUUGAGUUGGUCUCCCUGGCUGCUCUGCGGGGGCUUCACUGGCUUUGGGGUGAAUGCGAAGUGCUGGUGAGCAGUGGGCCUGUGACUGGAUAGGAAGAUGUGCAUCCGUGGUCAGAAGUCACCUGCCAGCCCUGCGGGGUCAGAGCCUCAGGCCGGGAUGGGGAGGCCCCCUACUCCCAUCUGGAUGGUGGGCACGGCCUGGCUUACACCAAAGGCAUUGACGGUUUCUCCAAGUAGGGAUCUGCAAAGCUUGAAUUGUCCUCAAGAUGGCAAAGCUUGAAUUGUCAAGAUGGAUGUGAAUCUUACAUUCGUUUUCAUCAUUUCCUAUGUAAAAAUGAAGAGUGCUGGGUUUUUGUUUUAAGAAGCAUUAUGAAGGCCAGACGUAUUCAUUUUUCUCCCGCAAGUGAGCGGUGAGAGGCCCCGUUAGGCCCGUUUCCUGAGCAGUGCUGUGCUGCUCUUCUUGAUGGGGCUUCGGGCUGGGGGGGGAAAGCGGGUCAGAGGUGGGGGGCCUGUGGCUGCCAUGCGGGGAGCCCCUGCACCAUCUCGGACUCUUUAAGGGAGUCAGGAAUAGAUGUGUGAAGAGUCGUGUCACUGGAUGCCUAUUUAGAAAUAAAGUGUAUGCUGCUGAAU
This is a messenger RNA of Piliocolobus tephrosceles (Ugandan red Colobus), 6256 nucleotides long. RefSeq names its product solute carrier family 9 member A8 (gene SLC9A8). Lineage: Eukaryota; Metazoa; Chordata; Mammalia; Primates; Cercopithecidae. Gene Ontology annotation, biological process: proton transmembrane transport; regulation of intracellular pH; sodium ion transport. The record is from RefSeq and is a predicted model, not a curated record. Gene Ontology annotation, molecular function: sodium:proton antiporter activity; potassium:proton antiporter activity. Gene Ontology annotation, cellular component: membrane.